Messenger RNA from Vicia villosa (hairy vetch), 2653 nucleotides. RefSeq names its product 2-alkenal reductase (NADP(+)-dependent)-like. The transcript has 6 exons. Gene Ontology annotation, molecular function: 2-alkenal reductase [NAD(P)H] activity. The record is from RefSeq and is a predicted model, not a curated record. Lineage: Eukaryota; Viridiplantae; Streptophyta; Magnoliopsida; Fabales; Fabaceae. Bases 1332 to 2381 code for a protein of 349 amino acids.
AUAAAAUUAAUCACUUAAAACAACUGUUACUUUUAUAUACCUUUCAUUAAAUAUUUAAUUUAAUACCUUAAUUUGAAGGGUGUUUCUUGUGAGGUUUGAAGCGGAGGCGUAAAAUCUUCUAUGUUCUUAUUAAAAAAUUAAACACAGUAUAAUAGGUAAUUUAUGGAACCCACACUUCUCUUUUACCAUUUAAACACAGUUUGAGGUACCGGUAAAGCUUACAAGUAAGGUAACAUUAGAAGUGCGAAUUAUUUCAUUUAUAAACCUUACAUUUCCUCUAUUGUUAGUCGAUAUAGGGCAUAACCACUCACACUUGAAUCCAUUCGUUUUUGUUGUAAAUGAUAAGAUUUAGUCGAGGGAAACUAAUCUAUCUAUCUUGUAUCUCAAGCUUCACAACAAGGAAACCAUUGUCAUUGUCUCUCAUAUCAAAUCUUCCUACGAGCUUUCAUAUUUUAAGCAACCUAUCCUUCAUGACUUUGUAUCGCAAGCUUUUUCCCAGCACCUUAACAUUAUAGCAUCCUUUCACGUUGAGCACUCAUCAAGAUGCACUCUAGGUAGUAACCAAUUUCUCUCUUCAUGAUCGAUGUAAACUAAUUUUUGAGCUAUAAGAUCAACCUUUUCUCUUGUAAUAGCCACAAUUUCAUUUAGUCCCAUGAACACAUCUCAAAAUGAUAUACAUUGACCUUCUCCUCCACGACUAUCAUAUGGCUUUUGGUCACAUCCCCAAAAGAGGGGGAGAAUAAAUCUAAAGUCACUUCACCAAGACAUUGAAGUUACAAUGCAACCCUACUCAACAACUUCGCACUGGAUCCAAGCCACGAGUUGCUGGCUACGAUUAGAUGUCAUUAGAGAGCCUCACACAUUCCACGUCAAAAUAGCAGGGGGUAUACAUAACCGUCUCUCAUAUAUAAGGCAUCACAUGUGAAAUCUAAGGUAUUCUCUAAACCAUAACUCAUAUUAUUCCUCAUUUUCUUGUUGACUUGGAUAUUUGAAUGAUAACCUUACAGAUCCUUCACAUGCCGUUGCAUCGGAGAUCUGCUCCCCGCAUCAAGACUCUAAUUUAUCAUUCCACUAACUAUUUGGUUAGAACGUGUGGAUCUUCUUAACUAUAAGAUUUUCCUUCUAGUGAUUUUUUAUUUAAUUUAUCAAGUUUUAUUUUUUGUUGGGUUGGGCACCGUUAUCAACACAUUUAAUUAUUUCCCACACUUUCCAACGCCUAAUUUAACUUAUAUUAGAAACAUUCUCUUCACAAGUGAGAAUCAAACACUACACAUAACAUAGAAACAGCAACCAUUUCCUCCUAGAACCAGAAACUAAAAGCUAAGAGAGCCAUGGCAGAUUUGGUAGAAAGCAAAGAAUGGUACUUAGCUGCAUAUUGCCCUGAAGGUGUUCCAACCUCAAAUCAUCUCAAACUCCGCACGGUCUCUCUUUCUCUCAACUCUGAUUCAAUCCCUGAUAAUCACCUACUAGUUGAAACUCUUCUUCUCUCCGUCGACCCUUAUCUUCGAGGAAGAAUGACCGGCUCCUUAGAGGGCCUUUUCAUUUCACAAUAUCAACUUAACCAGGCUAUUACAGUAUUUGCAGUUGUAAGGGUGAUUAGAUCAAAAGAUAGUAGAUACAAUGAGGGAGAUAUUGCUUUGUGUCCAUCUUCUCCUGUGGCUGAGUAUGCUAUUGUGCCAUCUUCUCAAAUAGCUAGAAAAAUUGAUACUAAAAAUGGGAUUUCUUUGUCUGAUUAUCUUGGUUCUUUAGGAGUUCCGGGGUUUGCAGCAUGGGUUGGAAUAGAGGUGCUUGGAGAUCCAAAGGCAGGAUCAAAUGUGUUCAUAUCUGCUGCUUCAGGAGCUGUUGGUAUGAAUGCUGGUCAGCUUGCUAAGAUUAGAGGAUGUAGAGUCAUUGGAAGUACUGGCUCUGAUGAUAAGGUAAAACUCAUCAAAGAAGAAUUUGGAUAUGACGACGGAUUCAAUUACAAUAAAGAGACAGAUUAUGAUGCUGCUUUAAGCAAGUAUUUCCCUAAUGGUAUUGAUGUUUACCUUGACAACGUUGGUGGUAAAAUGCUUGAAGCUGUACUUAACCAUGUCAACAAGCAUGCUAGAAUUCCACUUUGUGGAAUGAUAUCUCAAUAUAAUAAAGUUUGGACUGAAAGAGAAGGGGUUAGGAAUCUUCUGAAUAUGGUGGGAAAGGAGGUGAGGAUGGAAGGUUUUAUGCUAGAAUCAUAUUGGCAUCGUUUUGGAGAUUUUGCUAAAGAUAUGGAAAGAUAUAUACAAGAAGGAAAAGUUAAGUCCAAGAGUAAAAUCAAUAUUGGAAUUGAGAGCUUUUUGGAGAGUUUCAAUUCCUUAUUCUCAAGCUCUAACAUUGGAAAAGUUGUUGUUCAAGUCAAGGCAUAGUGUCCAAACAGUAAAAUGUGUAAGCAUAUGCUUGAUCAUAAUGUUUGUAUUAUUAGCGCGAGUGUUGGACCAUUUUUUUUCAUUUCAUAUUUCCCCUUUGUUUCAAGCUUUUCUCUUAAGAAUGAAUAUGUAAAAUAUACUAUGCAAUUCAAGUUUAAACCUCCAAGAGUUGACUUAGUGGUGCAGCCUUUGGUUUUAAGACUGUGUUUCUUCCAAUGUCUCAAGUUUGAAUCUUGUUAGGUGCAAACAAUUUUUGCCUUGGGCCAUGUCAA